Molecule: messenger RNA, 1995 nt
Organism: Daldinia caldariorum
Lineage: Eukaryota; Fungi; Ascomycota; Sordariomycetes; Xylariales; Hypoxylaceae
Product: homoserine acetyltransferase
Exons: 3
Coding region: 328-1908 (526 amino acids)
Biological process (GO): L-homoserine metabolic process
Molecular function (GO): L-serine O-acetyltransferase activity; homoserine O-acetyltransferase activity
Source: RefSeq, a predicted model, not a curated record
ACACGAGCUUCUUAUGCCGGUCAAAUCAACUUCACGAUAAUACUACGAUAACUGUUAUCUGUUAUACGGAGACGUGGGCAUUACGUAUGUCAUUCAUGACAUCAUAAGUUUUCGGAGGCCUAUCUUAUCAAUUAAAGCGACCUAGCAUCCCGGUAACUGGCAAGUUGAUAAGGCAGAAGAUGCAGGGCAACUUCAUAAAAGUUGGAGAGGGGAAAAGCGGGGUGAUUAGGUGAUGCCAUGUUCUAGAAGUCCAACUAAAGAAGAAGAAGAAAAAAAAAAAAAGAGAGACACGUGAGUUACAGCAGAAUAGGUACUCAAGGGUUCAUCAUGAAAGUCCGCUAUUAUAGCGCAGCGGAACUACGACGCAUUUCUACUUCUUUACAGCCCCUCGUCAAUCCUCAAUCUUCCACCUCUUUAUUCCGAACUCGGCUCUCGCCGCCGGCAUCUCUCAAAACUCCCGUUCGACAACAAUAUGGCGCACGAUCACUGCAUUCGCAGCCUCCCAGGCGUGUUAGCACAAGACAGGGCGAAGCUUCCAACCCUCCUAUGGCAUUCCCGUGCCUCGAUGCGAUAGAGACACGAUCGGCGAUGCUCGAGGCAAAAUCGGUAUCGUCAGGACCGGAACCUAUAUAUACCACCGGGGCGACCGAGAUAUUUCACUGUAAAGAUCCUCUCUCGUUAGACUGGGGUGGUUUACUUCCUGAGUUCGACAUCGCAUACGAGACGUGGGGGAAAAUGAACUCGGACAGGUCCAAUGUGAUAUUAUUGCAUACGGGCUUAUCUGCUUCGUCGCAUGCCCAUUCUACCGAGAGCAACCCUCAACCUGGAUGGUGGGAAAAGUUCAUCGGACCAGGAGGGUGUAUAGACACGGACAAGUACUUCGUCAUCUGUACAAAUGUCAUCGGAGGUUGUUUCGGAUCCACCGGUCCAAGUAGCAUCGAUCCUGCUGAUGGCCAAAGAUAUGCCACUCGAUUUCCAAUACUUACCUUGGAGGAUAUGGUCAGAGCACAGUUCCGGUUACUAGAUCACCUGGGCGUCGAGAAGCUAUACGCAAGCGUCGGAUCAAGUAUGGGAGGAAUGCAGUCUUUAGCAGCUGGCGUGUUAUUUCCUUCGAGGGUGAGCCGCAUAGUAUCUAUCAGCGGCUGCGCACGAAGCCAUCCCUACAGCGUUGCGAUGCGCCAUACUCAGCGCCAGGUGCUCAUGAUGGACCCCAAUUGGAAUCGCGGGUUUUACUACGGUAAAGUCCCUCCGCACGCCGGGAUGAAGCUGGCUAGAGAAAUCGCCACGGUGACAUAUCGAUCCGGGCCCGAAUGGGAGCAACGGUUUGGCCGUAGGAGAGCUGACCCGACAAAACCGCCCGCCUUGUGUCCAGACUUCUUAAUAGAAACAUAUUUAGACCAUGCAGGCGAGAAGUUUUGUCUGACGUACGACCCUAACAGUCUACUAUACGUCAGCAAGGCUAUGGAUCUGUUUGACUUGGGUAUUGAAACUCAACAAGCGACAAUCAAGAGACGGGCGGAGCGAGAGAAACUUAUUCAAUCCGGUUCAUCCCCCGAAGCGAACGACCUGCAUUGUAGUCUCACAUUACCCGAUCGGCCGUAUUCCGAGCAGCCCGGAGCAUAUGAGGACAACACCAGCCUAUCCUUACCAGGGGACUCCCGUCCCCCGCAAGACUUGAUCGAGGGUCUAUCGCCGUUGAGAGACACUCCGACUCUAGUGAUGGGUGUGGCUAGCGAUAUCUUGUUCCCCGCUUGGCAACAGCGAGAAGUCGCUAACGCUAUUCGUCUUACUGGCAAUAGAAACGUAGCGCACGUAGAGCUAAGUGAAGAACAGUCUCUAUUUGGCCACGACACGUUCUUGCUAGAUCUAAAAAAUGUCGGGGGGAAUAUCAAAAACUUCCUAGGCUAGGAUCGGAACUUAGGUUCGGCAUUUGUAUAUCGUGGCGCAGAAGUGUCCAAAACAUCACCACAACCACGGUGUUACACCACGUCUGCC